Messenger RNA from Micropterus salmoides (largemouth bass), 2702 nucleotides. RefSeq lists its product as uncharacterized. Bases 1400 to 2350 code for a protein of 316 amino acids. The record is from RefSeq and is a predicted model, not a curated record. NCBI's taxonomy places the organism in Eukaryota, Metazoa, Chordata, Actinopteri, Centrarchiformes, Centrarchidae. The transcript is spliced from 6 exons.
ACUGAGGAGGACUGGGACAAGGUGAGGGAAGGCCCUGUAGGGAAGAGUUUGGAUAAAGCACAUCAUAAACUGGUGACAGAACUAAAGCCCGGCUUGCUGGAGAAUCUCAAAAUCAUAGAUGGUGACGGAUUAAAGGAAACGCCUGAAUAAAUCGGAUGACACAUGAUGAAUGUAGAUGGUUUCAUGCAUGGAAGAAAUGGUCACUUAAUGGCUUUAUGAAGAUUGCAUGAAUAUCGCAGUCACUAGAUCUCCAUCCAACUGAACUCCUGUUGGAGAACACCAUCAAAAAUGUCAAUUUAUUCCCUUAUUUGUAUAUUUCUCACUAUUUACAGCAGGUUACUCAAACUGACAGGUGUGGCACCCAGUAUGGGUGCUGUAGCCCAUCUGUUUCAAGGUUUGUCGUGUUGUACGUUCAGAGAUGGUAUUCUGCAUACCUUGGUUGUAACAAGUGGUUAUUUGAGUUACUGUUGCCUUUCUGUCAUCUUGUCAUCUGCCCAUUCUCCUCUGACCUCUGACAUCAACAAGGCAUUUUUGUCCACACAACUGUCGCUCACUGGAUAUUUUCUCUUUUCGGACCAUUCUCUGUAAACCCUAGAGAUGGUAGUGCGUGAAAAUCCCAGUAGAGCAGCAGUUUCUAAAAUAUUAUGGCACCAACAACCAUGCUAUGUUCAAAGUCACUUUGUUUUUGUGGGUAGAACAUCGAAGUGUUAAAAAAAAAUUCUGUUGUGUUCAGGGAGGCUUAACACGAAAAAUUAGGAAGCUGGUUUUAGACUGAAUUUAGUGACUAGCUUGAAUAACCGAAAGGAGUUCACAUGGAAAAGAUACACCUAAACAAAUUUGGAGGCACAAACUCAGGUAAAUGCUGAAAGAAAUGUGGAACAUAAUUUGUCUGUCACAUCUACAGAUUUAGUUCAUAAUCGUGCACCAUUCAGUUCUCAAAAUACAAAAAAACAUAAGUGAGAAAACAUGGGUUUCGGAAAAGCUUUAACAUCAGUUACAGUUAUGAACCUGUACAGUAAAGCAGAACUAAAAUAGUUGUUACUGUGUGAGUAUUUCUGCUUUCAGUUCAGUGGUUUUUUUGGUGCUGUUUACUGGCAGCACUUGCAGCAUCACAUCCUGUCACGUACACAAGAAAAACAUCCUCAUCUAGUCACAUGACAAUUGUCUUUUCACUGGCACUCCUUGAUCAUUAACACACACAGUAUGUGCUUCUUUCUCUGUUGAGUAGUGAGCAAACCCUUACUGUGGUGUUCCAGUUGAACAAACUGACCUUCACAAAGGCAGCAGCUUCACUGUUUGGUUUUACAUGACAUCAUCGAAGAAAUCUAAGGAGUGGUAGUUUGAAUCAGGGGAAGGGCUUCAUUUCUUUUCUUUCGGUUUCACUUACUCCUUACUUACAAUGGAGACUGAACGGCAGAAGCAGAGAAAAGAAGAGUUUCUGAAACAGCAAGAAUUUUUCAGAACAAAUGCUGUCUUGAUUAUCAAUGAAAUGGUGAAAAUGCGUAAAGAGGAAAUAGAGGGGACAGAAGCUCCUUCUCCAGCAUCUCCUUUAGUGGAUGAGUUUCUUCACAGCAUCUUCUUUUUGGGAAAAAUCAACAAUCCAGAAUUUUCCCCAGAAUGUAUUCUGGAUGAUGACGACAUACUGUUGAAGGAGUUGAAGGACAAGUACCCUCAGCCUUUUGUUCUCUGUUCUUCUCAAGUUCCCAAGCGGAGUCCAAUGUCAUAUGUGCUCAACAUGAUUGUCAAUCUGAUGGGACAAGAGAAUGAAGACACAAUAAUAAAAAGGCUGCGUGAGUUGACCAUUAAACUGAAGCCGGGUGAAACAAAGCAUCUGGUCUCCUCCACCGUCUGUGUCUCCCAGAAAAAUUCAGACAGGUACUAUGGAGUCUCCAUGUCCACUUCUGGGCCUAUUCCUGGGCGAAUCAUGAUUGCUGCGUCUUGUCUUAGCACCUGGGACAGUAAUGUCGCUGGUGCAGUGAUGACCUACUAUCCAGAGAAUAAAGAGAAGACAAAGAAGACAUAUUUUGAUGGAACCAUUAAACUUCCAGAGGAGGUCAGGUGUCAGGCGUUUAGCUUAAGUGAUCGAAAAGAAAUGCCUCCUUGCAGAUCAUGUGGGAAUUUGUUUGGUUUGACAACAAGUGAAAAUAGGGAGUGGCCCUAUGGCCACUGUGCCGAAGCUGAAAGUUUGAGCAACUUGUUUAAAAAGAAGGACGAAGAGAGAGAGCAACCACAGCCAGAAUCAGAUGAGAACAGGAAAAUGGCUACAGAGAGUGUCUUGAAAGAACUUAUAAAACUUCUGAAUAUGCAGAAAUUUAAAUGGGAUAGACAUUUCUACACCCUACAAGUUUGAUCUUUGGGGAGUUCUUACGGUCCAUUAUUAUAAAGUGACAAAAUCAUUCUUAGUGGUUUUGAUUCCCUAUCAGUAAAAACGUCUCUGUAACCCUCUAGGCAGUGAAACCGAAACUUUUUUUGUGGACCUGAAAUUCAUGUAAGCAGAGCUGUCAAUAUAUUGUGCUUUUAUCAUUAUCAUCAAAUUGUUAAUGCUCCAGCUACUCAUUACUCAUUGUAACAUUUAAGAUAUGAAUGCAUUCAUGGCAGAAUCACAAAGCCAGAUGUCUGUUAACUGUUUGAAUGAAGCAGGCAGAAGAUGCAAAUGUUGAUGUAUUGAUCAUGUUAUUCACAAUAAAUUAUGGUGGUGUAAA